Octodon degus (degu) is the source of this 2650-nucleotide messenger RNA. It is a transcript of the gene Septin11, whose product is annotated as septin 11. Gene Ontology annotation, biological process: cytoskeleton-dependent cytokinesis. The transcript is spliced from 10 exons. Bases 123 to 1418 code for a protein of 431 amino acids. Gene Ontology annotation, cellular component: septin complex; microtubule cytoskeleton; septin ring. Gene Ontology annotation, molecular function: GTPase activity; molecular adaptor activity; GTP binding. NCBI's taxonomy places the organism in Eukaryota, Metazoa, Chordata, Mammalia, Rodentia, Octodontidae. The record is from RefSeq and is a predicted model, not a curated record.
GCGGCGGCGCGCGGGGCAGAUGCGUCGGGCCGCGCGCGAAAGCGGAGUGUGAGGGUAGGGCGGCCGUGACGCAGGUGCGCGACAGUACGGCGGCAGUCGGCGGGGAGCGCCCAGGGGCCGAGAUGGCCGUGGCUGUGGGGAGGCCGUCGAAUGAAGAGCUUCGAAACUUGUCGCUUUCUGGCCAUGUUGGAUUUGACAGUCUGCCUGACCAGCUGGUCAACAAGUCUACAUCUCAAGGAUUCUGUUUCAACAUCCUGUGUGUUGGUGAGACAGGAAUUGGCAAAUCUACAUUAAUGGACACUUUAUUCAACACCAAAUUUGAAAGUGACCCAGCUACUCACAAUGAACCAGGUGUCCGGUUAAAAGCCAGAAGUUAUGAGCUUCAGGAAAGCAAUGUUCGACUGAAACUAACCAUUGUGGAUACUGUGGGGUUUGGAGACCAAAUAAAUAAAGAUGACAGCUAUAAGCCGAUAGUGGAAUACAUUGACGCCCAGUUUGAGGCCUACCUGCAAGAAGAAUUGAAGAUCAAACGUUCUCUCUUCAACUAUCAUGACACAAGGAUUCAUGCCUGCCUUUACUUCAUAGCUCCUACUGGGCAUUCACUGAAGUCCCUGGACCUGGUCACCAUGAAAAAGCUGGACAGUAAGGUGAACAUCAUUCCAAUAAUUGCAAAAGCAGACACAAUUGCCAAGAAUGAACUACAUAAAUUCAAGAGUAAGAUAAUGAGUGAACUCGUCAGCAAUGGGGUCCAAAUAUAUCAGUUUCCUACAGAUGAAGAAACAGUGGCAGAGAUUAAUGCGACAAUGAGUGUCCAUCUCCCUUUUGCAGUGGUUGGCAGCACUGAAGAGGUGAAGAUUGGCAACAAGAUGGCAAAAGCCAGGCAGUACCCCUGGGGUGUGGUACAAGUGGAGAAUGAAAGCCACUGUGACUUCGUGAAGCUGCGGGAGAUGCUGAUCCGUGUGAACAUGGAGGACCUGCGGGAGCAAACACAUGCCAGGCAUUAUGAGUUGUACCGGCGCUGUAAGCUCGAGGAGAUGGGAUUCAAGGACACAGACCCUGACAGCAAGCCCUUCAGUCUUCAGGAGACAUAUGAAGCUAAAAGGAAUGAAUUCCUGGGGGAACUGCAGAAGAAAGAAGAAGAAAUGAGACAAAUGUUUGUCAUGAGAGUGAAAGAGAAAGAGGCUGAACUUAAAGAGGCAGAGAAAGAGCUUCAUGAGAAGUUUGACCUCCUAAAGCGGACACAUCAAGAAGAAAAGAAGAAAGUGGAAGACAAGAAGAAGGAGCUUGAGGACGAGGUGAACAACUUCCAGAAGAAGAAAGCAGCAACUCAGCUACUACAAUCCCAGGCCCAGCAGUCUGGGGCCCAGCAAACCAAGAAAGACAAGGAUAAGAAAAAUCCUUGGCUCUGCACGGAAUAAAUGAUACCCUCAAAUCUAAUUGGAUAUGCUUUCACCUUUGCAUGUAAGUACAGUAGUAAGAAAUCUUUGGGAUCUGACUUUCUAAAAUCAAAUGGAAUGGAAAGAUUUUUUUUUUUUCCUUGAAGGGGUGUAGAGAGAGCAUAGUCUGUAGCUUUGAAAUAAAACCUAAAUAUGUCAAAAUGGCCAUAUUUAUAUAUUUUUCACAAUUUGUUUUCCACUACUUAAUCUCAUUGUGAAGUCAGAAAUGACUGAUCCCAGCCUGUGUUCUGCAGUAUUAGGGGCAUUACUGGCUAUCACAGAGGGUCUUGGAUUUUGACUUUAAUAAUAGUGAAGCUUCAGUGAGAAAGUGACCUUAUAUUGAAAAAUACCAAGAAGACCCUUAAUGCUAAGUUGCCCUUGUGGUCACUUACAUUUUGGAUGUUAGUUAAUGGACUCUCUCUAGUAUUUUGGUCACUUUUGGAGGGGAGCCAGAUGACUCUCACUGGCCUCUUAUUCAAGCAGUGACUAUCUUUUUGGUCCUUCUGAACUGUAGGUUAUGAUGGAGCAGCAUGUAUGAGAAUUUACUGGGGUUCAGAGGUUUAUUUUCCUAGUUUAGGGAUAAGAGUUUAGGCUCUGGCAGUUGGUCCAGGUUUUCUCCCAAAGGGCAUCACAACUGGGGAACUGUUUCAUGUAAUAAUGGGCACGGGCUUUUGAAAAUCCUUCUGCUCUGCUUUGUGCCUCACCAUCAAUAACACACUAUUUCUUGUGCACCUCACUGGAACAGACUUGGUUUCCUCACAUUCUUGACAUACUCUUACAUGUUUCAUAUACAAUGUUGAGUCAGUCGAGUCAGGCUUUUCAAUUUCCCUGAACCGUGUUCUGUGGUCUUUGUGUUUCCACCACAACUGUCCAUUCCAAUCCCUUGGCUUUGCCAUUUGCAGGUGCUGGAAUUAUAUCUCAGAUUCCAUAAGUCCUGGUUCUUUUGGGCAGGACACAUAUGUGAUGACUCCUUAUCAGGAUUAAGACCUACAGAAUCUAGUUUGUAUGUAGGUAUGAAGGGGAUUUUUUAAAAAUAAAUUGAAAAUUAAGCUGUGAACAGCAGUAGAAUUUUUGUCUUAUUUUAAAAUAUGCUGAUAUGCCUUAAACUGUAGUUGUAGAUCUUUGUUAUUUUGCUGUUUGGAAAUAACUGGUGUUUCCUACAACUGUUGUGUAUUCUUCACUUUCAGUGUUAAUACAGAAUUGUCAUAUAUGUA